Molecule: messenger RNA, 462 nt
Organism: Salvia splendens (bonfire salvia)
Lineage: Eukaryota; Viridiplantae; Streptophyta; Magnoliopsida; Lamiales; Lamiaceae
Product: glutamic acid-rich protein-like
Exons: 3
Coding region: 1-462 (153 amino acids)
Source: RefSeq, a predicted model, not a curated record
AUGGGGAAGAGAAAAGCUGGGGGAGAGCAGCGUUGGCUCAACAGUGUUACAGGAGCUGAAGUGGAUGGAGACGACGCUGAUGAAGAGGUUGAAGAUGGUGAUGAAGAGGUCGAAGAGGGUGAUGAACAGGAUGGAGACAAUGAUGAUGAAGACGAGGCUGAAGAAGAGGAAGAAGAUGAGGAUGAAGACGAGGAAGAAAACGAGGAUGAAAACGAGGAUGAAGGCCAUUCUGCCAGUGAUAAAGACGCUGAUGCCACUAAAAUUACAAAAACAAUUGAGGACGGGAACGUCAAAUUUACCAUGGACGAGGAAUGUGACUUUGGUCUACAUGAUGGAUCACAAUGGCUAAAUUAUUCAAGUGAAUCUAGUUAUGAAGUGCAACUUGACCGCAGGAAUGUGACUCUGGUCUACAUCUUUGAUGGAUCACAGUGGCAAGAAUUCGUCAGCGAUUAUGCAACUUGA